AUGUGUGUCGUAUUUUGUGCCUUGGCACGGAAAUGCAUGUGAACAAAAAUUUGUGUAAGACACAUUUAAUG
Molecule: messenger RNA, 71 nt
Organism: Chondrus crispus (carragheen)
Lineage: Eukaryota; Rhodophyta; Florideophyceae; Gigartinales; Gigartinaceae
Exons: 2
Coding region: 1-42 (13 amino acids)
Source: RefSeq, a predicted model, not a curated record